This is a messenger RNA of Quercus robur (English oak), 1470 nucleotides long. Its product is annotated as transcription factor MYB117-like. The record is from RefSeq and is a predicted model, not a curated record. Gene Ontology annotation, molecular function: DNA-binding transcription factor activity, RNA polymerase II-specific; RNA polymerase II cis-regulatory region sequence-specific DNA binding. Lineage: Eukaryota; Viridiplantae; Streptophyta; Magnoliopsida; Fagales; Fagaceae. The transcript is spliced from 2 exons. Gene Ontology annotation, cellular component: nucleus. Gene Ontology annotation, biological process: regulation of DNA-templated transcription. Bases 137 to 1192 code for a protein of 351 amino acids.
UAAUGUGUCGUGCAAAACCAACAAAAGUGACUUCUCAUCCACAACCCUAAACCAACCCUCCCCCACUUUUCUUAUUCUCUGUUGGUGGUCAUUUCCUUCUAUAUAUCUUCUUGUGGACUUCUCUUUGGUGUAUUUGAUGUCCAACAAUUCUAUAGCUCGGCCUGCCAUGGAAGAUUCUGCUGGAGCUGCUGGGUCUAGUGAUGAUGCUAAGAGUACUAGUUGUCCUCGAGGACACUGGAGGCCAGCUGAGGAUGAAAAACUCAGACAACUUGUGGAACAAUAUGGUGCUCAAAAUUGGAACUCAAUUGCUGAGAAGCUUCAAGGAAGAUCAGGAAAGAGUUGCAGAUUGAGGUGGUUUAAUCAACUAGACCCUAGAAUCAACAGGCGGCCAUUUUCGGAGGAAGAAGAAGAUAGACUGCUUGCAGCUCAUCGCAUUCAUGGGAACAAGUGGGCUCUCAUAGCAAGGCUAUUCCCAGGUCGAACCGAUAACGCUGUGAAGAAUCAUUGGCAUGUUAUUAUGGCAAGGAAGCAAAGAGAACAAUCCAAGCUAUGUGGAAAGAGAACUUAUCAAGAAGUUAAUUACAAUUACUCCAAAACCUCUAGUACUAAUUUUCUUGGAAGGAAACCUAUAUCUCAAGGUGAUCAUCUAAGCUCAUCAUCAAGAGCUGGGUCUGAGAGUACUAGCAGAAUCUUUGAGUUCCGAAACCCCACUAAAGAAAGGAUAUUUGCAGAUUCACCCUCUAGUUCUUCGCUUUCUUGGAACUUUGCUUCGUUGCCAACAGUAUCAAACAACUCAUCUUCGUUGGAAUUAUUCAUGAGAAGACAAGGAAGAGCCUGCUUCAAUUCUAGUUCUAAUAAUUUCAUUAACUCGGAGUGUUCAAAACGGUCUGAUCAAUAUCUUCAUAGAUAUCAUCCAAAUUCUUCAGUUCAUCAUGGCAGCUAUCAGGGUUCCACAACGUAUGGACUAGUUCCAAACUACACCAAGGUUGUUCCUAGUCCCUUUGGCUGCUUCAACCUUGGCAGUGAUUAUGAAACAAACGGAAGGAAUAGGAGAGAGUUAGUGAGUUUUUGCAAUAACUCACCCGCAUUAACGAAGUUGAGGGCAACCGCAGAGCAUGAGCAAGGAGAUGAAUCCAUUGAACACAAGGAUAUUCCCUUCAUUGAUUUCCUUGGUGUGGGAAUCUCUUCUUGAUCACAAAAGUACAUCUUUUUUUUCUUUUCUUUUUUUUUAUUUAACUUUUUCUUAAUAUAUUAAUUAUAGUUCUAGUUUCACUUCUUCAUCUUAAUUACCGGACUAAUUAUUGAUGGCAUCAUGAGGUUUGGCAAUUUCAUAUGUUUCAUUUAGGUACCAGGUUCCUUAUUCUAAUUAUGCAUGAGGUUUGGCAUCACAGAACUUCUAGGUUUCAUUUUGUUUUUCUACUCUAAUCAAUGCAUCAAAGUGUGGGAGAAAUAAGUAUACAAUUUUAGUAA